Messenger RNA from Phialemonium atrogriseum, 2041 nucleotides. RefSeq names its product putative pyruvate kinase. The record is from RefSeq and is a predicted model, not a curated record. Gene Ontology annotation, biological process: glycolytic process. Gene Ontology annotation, cellular component: cytoplasm. The transcript is spliced from 3 exons. The coding region runs from base 153 to 1745 and encodes 530 amino acids. Gene Ontology annotation, molecular function: potassium ion binding; pyruvate kinase activity; magnesium ion binding. Lineage: Eukaryota; Fungi; Ascomycota; Sordariomycetes; Cephalothecales; Cephalothecaceae.
AAGAAGCCUGAGAGAACCCAACCCCCCCUGACAUCGUCUCACUCUUCUUGCCCCUUUUUCCUGUCUCUCGAUACCAGGCACAACCGUCGCCGGAGACCUGCUCAACAUCAUCCAGGAUAUCACUCUUAUCUUAUCGUCCAUCAUCCCCUCUAAUGGCUGCCAAUGCCCUUGACCAUCUCGCCCUUGGCGGCAGGAUCGAAUGGCUCUCUGAGCUCGAUACUGCCGCUACCCCGGUGAACAACUACCGGCGGACCUCCAUCAUCUGCACCAUUGGCCCCAAGACGAACUCGGUGGAGAAGAUCAACGCCCUCCGUCAGGCCGGCCUCAACAUUGUGCGUAUGAACUUCAGCCAUGGCAGCUACGAAUACCACCAGUCUGUCAUCGACAAUGCGCGCGCUGCCGAGAAGACGCUGCCCGGGAGGCAGGUUGCCAUUGCCCUCGACACCAAGGGCCCCGAGAUCCGGACGGGCAACACCAAGGAGGACCAGGAUAUCCCCAUCUCGGCCGGCAAGGUCUUGAACAUCACCACCGACGAGAAAUAUGCUACCAGCUGCGACACUGAGAACAUGUACGUGGACUACAAGAACAUCACCAAGGUGAUCGAGCCGGGCCGCAUCAUCUACGUUGACGAUGGUAUCCUCGCGUUUGAGGUCCUCGAGAUCACCGAUGCCAAGACCAUCAAAGUGCGGGCAAGGAACAGUGGCUUCAUCUCCUCCAAGAAGGGAGUCAACCUGCCCAACACGGAUGUUGACCUCCCGGCAUUGUCGGAGAAGGAUAAGAACGACCUCAGGUUCGGCGUCAAGAACAACGUCGACAUGGUUUUCGCCAGCUUCAUCAGGCGGGCUGAGGACAUUCGCUCUAUCCGCGAAGUGCUGGGCGAGGAGGGAAAACACAUCCAGAUCAUUGCCAAGAUCGAGAACAGGCAAGGCCUGAAUAACUUCAAGGAGAUCCUGGCGGAGACCGACGGCGUCAUGGUUGCCCGAGGCGAUCUUGGCAUCGAGAUUCCAGCCGCUGAGGUGUUUUCCGCGCAGAAGAAGCUGAUUGCCAUGUGCAACAUGGCUGGCAAGCCUGUCAUUUGCGCGACCCAGAUGCUCGAGAGCAUGAUCAAGAACCCGCGCCCCACGCGCGCCGAGAUUAGCGACGUCGGCAACGCCGUCGUCGACGGCGCCGACUGUGUCAUGCUCAGCGGAGAAACCGCCAAGGGCAUUUACCCCGAGCUGGCUGUCCAGGAGAUGAGCGAGGCCUGCCUCAAGGCUGAAAACACCAUCCCCUAUAUCAGCCACUAUGAGGAAAUGGCCUCGCUCAACGACAUGAAGCGGCCUCUCAGCUCCGUCGAGUCUUGCGCCAUGGCGGCCGUGCGUGCUUCUAUCGACGUUAAUGCCGGCGGUAUUAUCGUCCUCUCCACAUCCGGCGACUCGGCGCGCCUGCUCUCAAAGUACAGACCCGUCUGCCCCAUCUUCAUGGUCACGCGGAACGCCUCGGCCUCCCGCUACGCCCAUCUCUACCGCGGCGUCUACCCCUUCUACUUCCCCGAGGCGAAGCCCGACUUCACCAAGGUCAACUGGCAGGAGGACGUCGACCGCCGCAUCAAGUGGGGCGUCACCAAGGCGGUCGAGCUCAGCGUGCUCAACGUCGGCGACAACAUCGUCGUCAUCCAGGGCUGGCGUGGCGGCGUCGGCCACACCAACACCAUGCGCAUCGUCCGGGCCGACCCAGAGCACCUCGGCAUCGGCCAGCAUGAGUAGACACGCGCACACAUACAUCAAAGGUCUCCAAGUCAGCCCUGCGGGGGGGUUGGGGUCCGGGCAGAUCUUCAUUCGGACACUGUGAUUAACCUGGUCCUUCCAGCAAAGAUGGAUUUCAUAUUCUCGAGCCCCUGCUCCCACGGCUUCCCUCCCCCAUUCCGCCGAAUUCAGGGACGGUGACGGUUCGCCCAUUUGCACCGAUUGCUUGCGGCUUGGGAGAAGGAGCGGUGCUCGUUGUCUUGACGUAGACGAACGUUGGGUGAUAAAAUAGAGAUACAUAUUGGGUGUCUUUUACA